AUGCAACUUUCUAUCCUCCUCAGCGUGCUUGCAGGCACCGUGGCCGUCAGUGCUUAUGCUGAUGUCUUUGCUGCGUGUACACCCGAGAAGGACUGCUGCUUUUCCACCAAGGGGGCUUGUCAACGACAGUCAAGCUUUGCCGUAGAACGGUACUAUGAAUGCGGAACGAUCAAGCUCUGCCCGGAUUAUGGAGUUUCUCUGCAAGCUUGCAAGGCAGAUUGCUGCAGCAUUUCUACCAAGUGGGGUCGUGGAUGCCCCGGAAAAUAG
Messenger RNA from Alternaria burnsii, 267 nucleotides. RefSeq lists its product as uncharacterized. The transcript is spliced from 3 exons. The record is from RefSeq and is a predicted model, not a curated record. Lineage: Eukaryota; Fungi; Ascomycota; Dothideomycetes; Pleosporales; Pleosporaceae. The coding region runs from base 1 to 267 and encodes 88 amino acids.